Molecule: messenger RNA, 6087 nt
Organism: Conger conger (European conger)
Lineage: Eukaryota; Metazoa; Chordata; Actinopteri; Anguilliformes; Congridae
Product: plakophilin-4-like
Exons: 22
Coding region: 138-3692 (1184 amino acids)
Biological process (GO): cell-cell junction assembly; cell-cell adhesion
Cellular component (GO): nucleus; plasma membrane; adherens junction
Molecular function (GO): cadherin binding
Source: RefSeq, a predicted model, not a curated record
UCCUCCUGGAGGCAGAGAGGAAAGACGGGAAUUUGCUCCUGGAAACAUGUCGACUAGUUAACUUGGCGAUUGUCUAACUGUGUCUGUCUAAAGGGAUAACUGCAUUAUUACUGACAUUUGCAUUAUCAUAAAGCUGCAUGUUCCAAUGGGGUUCCUCGCCAAAACAUACCGAAUACAAUAAUCCUCCUCACGGAGGAAUGCCAGCUCCUGAGCAGGCCCCAGCGAUGGAGGAGGAUCUGCAGCAGAAGGUUCCAGACAGCUCCGGCUCCAGAAUGGAGGCGGACAGCAACGCCACCAACAUCCUGGCCUCUGUCAAAGAGCAGGAGCUCCAGUUUGAACGGUUGACGAGAGAGCUGGAGGUGGAGCGGCAGAUUGUGGCCAGCCAGCUGGAACGCUGCCGGCUUGGGUCAGAGUCGCCUGGUGCUGCCAGUGGCAGCUCAUCUGAGAAGUCCUACAACUGGAGAUCUGCAGAUGCGUCCACUCCGGGCGAGAGCAAAUCUCGGAUGACGGACAGCUCGCGGUCCCCUACCUACCGCAUGAGAAGCGAACAGGAUCAAGUAACACUCUAUUCCCCUGGACACACCCCGCUCCAUGAAAGGUCCUCGGGAAACUCACACGGCUCCUCUCAGAUUAACUCCUUUACGGACAAUGGAUACCCGGAUGCCGGAAGCUUCUACAGCAGCCAGAGCCUGGUGAAGACAGAGCUCCGACUGCAGCAUUCGUACCCUGGCAUCGGCGGAACCACCUCCCUCUUAAGGAGCUCCCGCGCCGAAGGACAGACCCUAGUCAAGGUUCCGGCGAGCUCCGCAGCGUCGGGCCGGGUAGUGCGGAGGGUGAGCUCGGUGCCUUCGCGCACACAGUCUCCCGGCUACAGCGGCGGCUCGGCCUCUCCCUCGCGCGGCUCCCUGCGUGCAUACGGCUCGCCGGUCGUCACCGAGCCCAAACCGCUCUCCAGCGUCUUCUCCGCCACCACACUGCCCUCCUCCCAGCGCCCCGGCUCUCCGUACCACGGGCAGAGGUCGGGCUCCCCCACCCCGCUCCGUCGAGUGGGGUCCUCCGGCUCACGCUCCGGGAGCGGCCCGUACCAGGCCUCUGGGCGCGCGGGGUCCCCGCUCCCCUCGGGCGAGGGCCCCCAGCAGGCCCCGUCCUCCCCGGUGCGUUCGGGCAUGACGGCCGUGCCCCAGCACUACGGCUCCACCCUGCCGCGGUCCCUGCACCUGGACAUGGACCCCUACAGCCCACAGGCCUACGACGUCUACGAGAGGAUGGUGCAGCCGUGCCCCGACAGCCUCGCAGAUCUUCGACACUCUUACGCCAGCCAGCACAGCCAGCUGGGACAGGACGGGCGGAUGGCCAUGUCUCCUGACCACCACCAACUUUACAAGGAGGAGACCUUCCAGGGUCCCCUGUACCACAGCCCCAACCACAGGGCCUCGGACCUGGACCACGGAGCCCCGGGCACCCUCUACAGGGCCAUCUCAGGUGUAGGAUCCUCCAGCCUGCGGGGGGCGAUGACAUACCAAAGAAGCAACUACGCCCUGAACUCCACGGCCACGUACGCCGACCCCUACCGUCUGACCCAGUACGAGCCCACCGAGUCCAAUUACGCCCGACAGGCUGUGUCAGCGGACGACGCCGCCACGCGUUCACCUUCCAUAGACAGCAUCCAGAAGGAUCCUAGAGAAUUUGCCUGGCGAGACCCCGACUUGCCCGAAGUCAUUCACAUGCUGCAGCAUCAGUUUCCCUCCGUGCAGGCCAACGCCGCCGCAUACCUCCAGCACCUGUGCUUCGGUGAUAAUGGAGUCAAAGCCGAGGUCUGCCGGCUGGGUGGGAUUAAGCACCUGGUUGAUCUUCUGGACCACAAAGCUCUGGAGGUGCAGCGAAACGCUUGCGGGGCCCUGAGGAACCUGGUCUAUGGGAAAGCCACGGACGACAACAAGGUCGCCGUGAGGAAUGCGGGUGGGGUCCCGGCCCUCCUCCGGCUGCUGAGGAAGUCUGCCGACACGGAAGUGAGGGAGCUGGUCACAGGGGUGCUGUGGAACCUCUCCUCCUACGACGCCGUGAAGAUGACAAUCAUUCGGGACGCCUUAAGCACGCUGACCAACACUGUGAUCAUCCCUCAUUCUGGCUGGAGCAGCUCGUCCUUCGAAGACGAGCACAAGCUGAAAUUCCACUCCUCUCUCGUCCUGCGCAACACCAGUGGCUGCUUGAGGAACUUGAGUUCGGCAGGUGAGGAAGCCAGGAAGCAGAUGCGUUGUUGCGAGGGGCUGGUAGACUCCCUGCUCUAUAUCAUCAAGGCCUGCGUCAACACCUCCGACUUCGACAGCAAGAUUGUGGAGAACUGCGUGUGCACGCUGAGGAACCUCUCCUACCGCCUGGAGCUGGAGAUCACUCAGUCCCGCCUGCUGGGCACCCAGGAGCUGGACGGCCUGCUGGCGAGCGAGUCUCCCAGCAAGGAGGCCGACUACAGCUGCUGGGGCAAGAAGAAGAAGAAGAAGAAAAGGACAUCCCAGGAGGACCAGUGGGACGGCGUGGGCCCCAUCCCUGGGUUCUCCAAGUCGCCGAAGGGGGCAGAGAUGCUGUGGCACCCGGCCGUGGUGAAGCCGUACCUGACCCUGCUGGCCGAAAGCUCCAACCCAGCCACGUUGGAGGGCUCGGCGGGCUCCCUGCAGAACCUCUCGGCGGGGAACUGGAAGUUUGCGGCGUAUAUCCGGGCUGCGGUCCGUAAGGAGAAGGGCCUGCCCAUCCUGGUGGAGCUUCUCCGGAUGGACAACGACCGUGUGGUCUGUUCCGUCGCCACGGCGCUGAGGAACAUGGCCCUGGAUGUCAGGAACAAGGAGCUCAUAGGAAAGUAUGCCAUGCGGGACCUGGUGAACAGGCUCCCAGGAGGAAACAACACCUUGCUCUCUGACGAGACGGUGGCCGCCAUCUGCUGCACCCUGCAUGAGGUCACCAGCAAGAACAUGGAGAACGCCAAAGCGCUGGCGGACACGGGCGGCAUCGACAAGCUUGUCAACAUCUCCAAGGGAAGAGGAGAGAGGUACUCAAUGAAGGUGGUUAAAGCGGCCGCACAGGUACUGAACACCCUGUGGCAGUACAGAGACCUGCGUGCCAUCUAUAAAAAGGACGGCUGGAACCAGAACCACUUUAUCACGCCUGUGUCCACACUGGAGCGGGACCGGUAUAAGUCUCAACCCACCCUGCCCACCAGCACCUUACAGAUGUCACCUGUCAACCAGUCAGCUGGUAGCGCAACCUCCUCUCCUGCAAUGCUGGGAAUAAAGGAACAUCACUCAGAUUAUCAAAGAACGCAGUCCUCUAUGCAAUUUUAUAACUACCAAGGAGACAACAAUGCAAAUAAGACUCAGUUCACAGGGUCAGGAAAGCCAUCCCAGUAUUUCAUAGGGACCUAUUCUUCCCCGUCAAGAGAGGAGUCCCGGAGAGGGCAGUUGUACUACGCUGACGAGACGGGCAGAAGGAACUACGACACCUACAGAAUGUACUUGCAGUCUCCGCAAGGGUACGAGGACUCCUACUACCAGGACACAGUCCAACUCCCCUCCUCCGCUGACUACAGCACCCAGGAGCAUGAGCUCAAAUCCAACACCAACUACGUGGACUUCUACUCCACUACACGGAGGCCUUCGUACCGAGCAGAGCAGUACCCAGGGUCCCCCGACUCCUGGGUAUAGAAUUUUAGAAACAACAGACUCUUCCAUGAACUUUUACGUGUACGUGUGUCUAAGUGAAUUUGAGACCGGGGCAGUGGCAAGAUAACAUGAGAAAAAAGGAGUAUGAUUUUUUGGCAUUUUUUUUCGUUUUUGUUUAAAAGAAGAUUGAGUCAUGCUGUGUGUUUUUAUUUGGAGACACUGGGGGUUCUGUUUUGAGGAUGCACAUAUCCCCUUGCUAGUACGUGAGAUUUGUGUCACGGAUUCUCUUGCACGUAGGAGAAAGGGCUACAGAAAUUGCAUUGCUUAAUGUUGCCAUUCAUACGAGAUUGAUUGAUUCUGUCGACUUACUGCGGAUGGAUUGUGAUGCCAAACACCACGCAUCUCGUGUGGUUGUCAGUUAUGCCCAUAGCUCCAUACCUCCUUCACAGGUCAGGUAUCCCAGCUCUCCUGGAAGGUCAAGGGUCUCUUGGAGUUUGUCACCCGCUCCCCUGGUACCUGCGAAUUGGCAAUCAGCACUACAGGCAGAAAUGUAGUUUAGAAUUUCAUAUUAUCCUGUCGCGAAUUGACAAACGGUCACAAAUUAACAAACCGAAAAGUGCGGGGAAUUUUCCCCAGGUCACGUAAUUUGCAGGGGAACCUCCCCCCGGUCCCUGACCAACGUGCUUUCCUUCCCUCAGUGACACCUGGAAGGCAGCACAUUUUUCAAUGAGAGAACUACAGUAAUAGCGGCAGAUUACCAAGCAGGCUAGCUCAGUAGAACAGCUACAUAUAUAUUUGCUAAAAAUACAUGAAGGAAGAAGCACGUACACAUAAUUUCUGGUUGGCUAUGCUGAACCCACUGAUCGGCCUGCAGCAGCUGCCUUCCACGCCUAAGUGAGGGAAGGAAAGUACCUUGGGCCCGGUCUCCCAGAAAUAAUUUUUGCAGCUGUGGGAUAUCUUGAGAGGUGACCACAACCAGAAUGGAUCACAACCGCAGUUUGCACACUCUGCAAGGUGUGCUGCAUCAAGACCCUUUCAAAACUUAAUCAAUCCGCUCUCAGCAGCAGUCAUGCUAAUGAACAAAAUGCUUAAUAUUCCUUUCAGAUGACUGGACAGUUUAGGGGAUAUGCUAAGAUCACAGCCCUCAUUUUAAGAAUACCUGCAUGUGUUUGUUAUGAGAACAAAGUUCUAAACCGAAUUAAAAAGCACAUAAAGAUGUUUACAAGAGUGUACCAUUUACAUAGAAAUAACAAUUAUUAUGAAUAUUUUUAUGAUUAUCAUUGUUAUUUAUGUUAUUUAUUAUCACUAUGUAACAUUACUGGUUAAAUUCAGCAUAUAUUUAAUAAAUCUAAUUCAAAUACCUUUUUCUGUAGUUAUUUAGUUGAAAUACUGGAAUAUUAAUAUUGUACCACACUAAGGGCAAUAGACAGCUUGAGCAUGAGACUAGUGAGAAAGAGUCAGAAAGGCAUGUGCUACAUUAACGCAGGAUAGGAAAUAUUCUCUGAUUCCUUCAUUUAAAGGAAAUGUGGAAAGCUUGUAAGGCCAGUCACCCUCAGACCUGGGUUGAAAAAGCAUUUUUGGAUUCAAAUAGUUUUCUGCAUUUCACUAAGCUUACCUGGUAUAGUGGAACAAAUGAAUUUAUUUGAAGUGUAAGCCCUGCCAAUCUGCUCCUCCUUGCAGGCUAAACUGCACCAGGCAAGAUCAAUGGAGCACAUAAAGGUAUUUGAAUCCAAAACCAAUGUUACUUGAACCCAGCUCUGGGCACCCUUUCUCCACACCUUUAGAGGCUGCAGCAGUUUUCGGCCUUGUGGCUAUGUGUCUGCCGACCACCUUUGCCUCCUCAAAAUAGAGCCCUUAACUUGGCAAGAUGGCAGCAUUUUACUUUUUAACCCAUAACUGUGAUAUAGCACAAUGAGGGUAUCUGUCAUGUGAUGAAAAAAACUGCAGGAGAAUCAGAUUAUGUAUGUUUGCCAAAACAGAAGAUUUCAAAUCUGUGAAAAGGUUCUACAGAUGUCUACUUGUACAGAAGAUUCAGUCUGUGUCCCCUUCUUGUUUUAUUGCUGUAAUUAAUAUUGUGUGUGCCAUGGAGUCUUAUACAUACCUUUCAUUUUAUUGUAAAUACAGAGGAUAAUAUCACCUGGUCUACUCCCAUCAGCACUGGUCAUGAGUUGUGCCAUGUUAAAACAGUAUAGAUAUAUAAAUGUAUAGAGAAAUUAAGAUGGAAAAAAUUGCUAUCAUUACAUAAGCAUUGAAAAGUAACAACAUAACACUUACUGUAUGUUUUUUUUUAAGAAAUGGUUUGAUUGCAGACAUUUUGUGACAUAUCAGAGAUAUUUUCUUUAUUUUUCAAUUUUCUAUCCUGCGUCACUCAUGGUAUGGUCCACUGCCAUUUUCUAUGCACAUGAACAGAAAUAAAUGUGAACAUUUGGUCCGUGAA